Nannospalax galili (Upper Galilee mountains blind mole rat) is the source of this 2388-nucleotide messenger RNA. Its product is annotated as DNA (cytosine-5)-methyltransferase 3C-like. Gene Ontology annotation, biological process: negative regulation of transcription by RNA polymerase II. Bases 131 to 2260 code for a protein of 709 amino acids. The record is from RefSeq and is a predicted model, not a curated record. NCBI's taxonomy places the organism in Eukaryota, Metazoa, Chordata, Mammalia, Rodentia, Spalacidae. Gene Ontology annotation, molecular function: DNA (cytosine-5-)-methyltransferase activity, acting on CpG substrates; DNA binding. Gene Ontology annotation, cellular component: nucleus. The transcript is spliced from 20 exons.
CCAAAGAUUUUUAAUAACUUUCCAAAUUCUACAAAAGCAAUCAGUCUCCAAUGACAACAACAUUCAUGGUGAAUUCAUCAAAAUUGUCCAGUGCUAGAGCCUGCAGAGACUACUGGAAGUACAGGAAACAAUGACUGGAGACAGCAAAUACCUCAGUGAGGAAGAGGGUGCCAAUGGGUGUGAGGACUCCAUCAUCAUCAUUGGGAACUUCAGUGACCAGUCCUCAGACACCAAGGAUGUUCCCUCACCCCCUGCCUUGGAGGCGGUCUGCACACUGGAAGGCAGAGGCUGCAGAUCAAGCUCAUGGCUGUCCAAGAGGAAGGUCUCCAGGCUGCUAAGUUACAAUCAGGAUCUGAUGGGAGAUGGAGAUGGAGAUGGUGAGGUAGAGGACAGGGUUGGAGCUGAUACUCCAGUGAUGCCAAAACUCUUCUGGGAAGCCAAAGAGACUGGGACACCCUCUAAAACCCCAGCAUCCAUGAGGCGGAGGGCAAGAACAUCAGCAGGCAUGCUGUGGCCAUCCCCUUCCAGCCCCUACCCCACCAUCGACCUCACAGAUGAAGAAGUGACACCUGGGAGCAGCAGGACAGUUUAUGUUGACCUAGACGAGGACAGCCAGCAGGAGAGCAUGGACUCCACACAGGUGGAUACAGAAAGCAGAGAUGGAGACAGCACUGAGUAUCAGAAAGCCAGGGUUCGAGCUGGCAAGACCUUCCCCACCAGCCCUGCAGACUCACUGGAGGACCAGCUGAAGCCUAUAUUGGAGUGGGCCCAUGGAGGCUUCAAGCCCACUGGGAUUGAGGGCCUCAAACCCAACAGCAAGCAACCAGAGAGCAAAAGUCGAAGACGCACAACAGAUGACUCUGCAACUUCUGACUAUUGUCCCCUACCCAAGCGCCUCAAGACAAACAGCUGUGGUGGCAAGGACUGUGGGGAGAAUGAUCAGAGCCGAGAGCAAAUGGCUUCCGAUGUUACCAACAACAAGAGCAACCUGGAAGACAGCUGUUUGUCUUGUGGAAGGAAAAACCCCGUGUCCUUCCACCCACUCUUUGAGGGUGGGCUUUGCCAGACAUGCCGGGAUCGCUUCCUUGAGCUGUUCUACAUGUACGACGACGAUGGCUAUCAGUCCUACUGCACCGUGUGCUGCGAUGGCGGUGAACUACUUCUCUGCAGCAACAUAAGCUGCUGCCGGUGCUUCUGUGUCGAGUGUCUGGACGUGUUGGUGGGCACAGGCACGGCUGCAGAUGCCAAGCAGCAGGCGUUCUGGAGCUGCUACAUGUGUGUGCGAAGGUGCAGCCAUGGUUUUCUGCGGCGCCGGAAGGACUGGAACUUGCGCCUGCAGGCCUUCUUCUCCAGCAUUCUUGACAUUGAAUAUGAGGCCCCCAAGUUGUACCCAGCAAUUCUUGCAGCCCAAAGGCGGCCCAUUAGAGUCCUGUCCCUGUUUGAUGGAAUUGCGACAGGCUACUUGGUCCUCAAAGAAUUGGGUAUUAAAGUGGACAGGUACGUCGCCUCUGAAGUCUGCGCAGAAUCCAUCGCUGUGGGAACCGUGAAGCAUGAAGGGCAAAUCAAAUACGUGAAUGACGUCAGGAAAAUCACAAAGAGAAAUAUUGAUGAGUGGGGCCCAUUCGACCUGGUGAUUGGUGGAAGCCCAUGCAAUGAUCUUGCCUCUGUGAAUCCUGUCAGGAAAGGCCUGUUUGAGGGUACUGGCCAACUCUUCUUUGAGUUUUACCGCUUGCUAAAUUACUCACGCCCCAGAGAGAGUGAUGACCGUCCAUUCUUCUGGAUGUUUGAGAAUGUGGUAGCCAUGAAGAUCUGUGACAAGAGGGACAUCUCACGGUUCCUGGAGUGUAACCCAGUGAUGCUUGAUGCCAUCAAGGUUUCCGCUGCUCACAGGGCCCGAUACUUCUGGGGCAACCUACCUGGGAUGAACAGGCCCCUGAUAGCAUCAAAGAAUGAUAAACUCGAGCUGCAGGACUGCUUGGAGUUCAGUAGGACAGCAAAGUUGAAGAAAGUACAGACAAUAACCACCAAGUCGAACUCGAUCAGACAGGGGAAAAACCAACUUUUCCCUGUAGUCAUGAAUGGCAAAGAAGAUGUUUUGUGGUGCACUGAGCUCGAAAGGAUCUUCGGCUUUCCUGUACACUACACAGAUGUGUCCAACAUGGGCCGUAGUGCCCGCCAGAGGCUGCUGGGAAGGUCCUGGAGUGUGCCCGUCAUCAGACACCUCUUCGCCCCCUUGAAGGAAUACUUUGCAUGUGAAUAGAUCUACCCAGGGCUGCUGGAGCUCUGACUUUUUAGGGUCAGUGUCAGGGCCCAGGAGUCACCCUGAUCUCUGAAGCUCUCUAGCUCUGCCCUUUCUCAGCUCACUUGUGUGGGGUCUUACCCUGUAUC